GAAACUACGUGUCGGCGGGAAAACGUCAUGAAGGGGCGUUGGAAUAGAACAGCUGUGGUUGCAUCAGAUAGACUGCUACCACAUCUUGAGCUGUGUUCGCGCAUUCAACGCGUGCAAUCGCGUGGUUGUGUGUAGCGCGCACUUCCUUGUUUAAGGUCUCUGACAAGGAAGGAAGGUGUCGCCGGCAGAGACUUAAAAAAAAAGAAAAACGAUCUUGGCCCGAGGGGUAGCUGCGAACACGGUGCAAACAGCUGUAAACACGCAGUUCUGUUAUCUUUUUUGCAUUCACCCAUUGAACCUUGGAGCGACGGCUUCUCCGGCUAACUGCCACUGUUGUGUUUUUUUUUUUUUCUCGCACGCGCGCACAGUUGCAUGCAGCAGUCGACAGCACGUCUCCGAGGCAGCUUGGGAGCUGCUCGACUAGCUCAACAGUUGAAACUUUAUAAGCAAACAUGAUUUCUCUCAUCAAUCAUACGGUUUUCUUCGUUAGGGACUUGUUCUGCUUAUACAUCCUGUCAGCUUACUACCUUCUCUGGGAGUGCCUACUGCGGAUAAAAAGCCAACUCUCACCGCAAGAGCCGAUUUCGUACCGCUCCAUGAUAAACAAAACUGUUGUGGUGACGGGAGGAUCAGGAGGAAUAGGGCACGAGACAAUGCGAGCGCUUUUAUCUCUGGGUGCUCGUGUUAUCGAUGGAAGUCCGGAUACCAACUGCAAGGAAGAGCGAAGGCGUUUGCUCUUGGAAGGCCACGCAACGGCACAAGUGGAACUCCUGCAUCUUGACUUGAGCUCAAUGGCUUCUGUGAAGUUAUUCGCAGAAAAGAUACUCCAGAGUGAAAGUAAAGUUGACGCCCUUGUUUGCAACGCUGGCGUGAUGCUGAUGCCAUACCAGGAAACUGAAGACGGCUUUGAGUCGCACAUGAGCAUCAACUACCUUGGCCACUGCCUCCUGACAGCCUUGCUGCUACCUCUGCUCAUUGCUGCCAGUAGCAAAGGACAAACUGCGAGGAUUGUUAAUGUAUCUUCAUGUGUACAUAAAGCUGGCCGCAUAAACAUAGAUGCUCUCAACAGCAGAAAGACAUACUCCUGUUACAAUGGUUACACUCAGUCAAAGCUGGCACAGGUGCUGUUCACAAAAGCGCUUGGAAGGCGUUUGCAAGCCAAGGGUAUUCCUGUGACCGUCAACUGUGUCCACCCAGGAAUUGUGAACACUCAGCUCUACCAGAGGGUAUGGUGGGCACCUCUAGUUGCUGGCCUUUUCUUCAGGACAACAGAAGAAUGUGUUAAGACAGUACUGCACGCAACGUUUUCGAGCGAGCUUGAAGGCAUCAGUGGCUGCUAUCUGGAGGAAUGUGCACUGGCUCAGUCGCUCUCCCUGUGCGACGACCUCUCUGUCCAAGAGAGACUUUGGAACAAGACGUGGGCGCUGCUUUGGCCAUGGUUGAAUGACCGAGCCAGUGCCGUGGAUAUCCUGCUCGCCUCUUGAAGUCGCCCGCUCAC
Molecule: messenger RNA, 1498 nt
Organism: Rhipicephalus sanguineus (brown dog tick)
Lineage: Eukaryota; Metazoa; Arthropoda; Arachnida; Ixodida; Ixodidae
Product: dehydrogenase/reductase SDR family member on chromosome X
Exons: 7
Coding region: 453-1484 (343 amino acids)
Source: RefSeq, a predicted model, not a curated record